Molecule: messenger RNA, 1248 nt
Organism: Fonsecaea nubica
Lineage: Eukaryota; Fungi; Ascomycota; Eurotiomycetes; Chaetothyriales; Herpotrichiellaceae
Exons: 2
Coding region: 1-1248 (415 amino acids)
Source: RefSeq, a predicted model, not a curated record
AUGCCUGCUGAUACAGCAAUACGAAAAUAUCCACGCACUCGCUUGAAGAGGCUGAUUAGAGCCGUGGAAGCUCGCCUAGGCAGACACCGUUGCUUUUUCAGCGAAUGUCAGCCACGAGAUCAAAAGAAGGAAUCACAAUUCGAGGUCAGCAGGCUCUAUGCGAUCUAUGAGGUUGAACACUGGCCAGGCGCGUUCGCGCAGUUUGACUGGACACAGUUUGUCAUGGCGAACGUCGAACGCGACGCACUGCGCAUUGAGUGUGGUCGAAGUGCGAAACUGUCAUUACCCAUUCUCCCAGCAUCCGCCGUGCCGAUCUACCAGGACAUGUUACGACAGGAAAGUAACGACCUGGCAAGGAUAGUUGUCCACUCGGGCCAAGUCGCAGGGGCGGUUUUCAGAGGCCAAAUACGUACCUAUCCUGAGGAUGAUGUUCCAAAACAAGCACGCCGUGACGGUCCAGAUCAACAACACGGCUUGGUGCAGACCUCGUUGAUGCCACAGCUCUCGAUAUCUCCGAACAUGCGCGAAGCCCUCUCUGAUCUCAGUACCGAGCAGCUAGAGGAAUUAGUCUGCAAUGACCAAAUGUUUCGUGACGCCUGCGAAUUGCAUAAAAGAGUGGUUCAAAAAGAGCUGAGACAGAUGAGUCGCCUUUACCUGCGUUGUGUCGGUCGACAGCCUGGAAUGAACUUGUUGACAUGGCAGGAAGUCAUCUACGAAGCUAGAAAGAUGAUCAAGAUGACCUUCAUUGAGCAGUUGGAGAAAUGGCGGCGACAACGACCAGACGUACAGUUUGACUUUCAGGACUCGACGGGGACGAUCGCGGACCUCCAGCUGAGGUAUCUGAUCUCACGGGUUCAGCACCACGACCCUAUUCCUCCCCAGGCUUCGCGUCAGUUUCGAACAGAGCUCCAUCGUAAGCACCAGAUCGCCGCGAUGCUGAGGCAGCGCCAAAUCCUCCGGGAGUGGACCGCGGCUAUUGCGAAGCGGUCUAGCGUGCGCGACGGAGAGAGGUAUCGGAAAGAAGGGAUCAGCAUCAUGGACAUGUGGACAGGCGGGGUCGAGGACUAUGAGGCAUUCGACGAGCGAAACAGGAAGGAGAAUACACUACUUACUGCCGCCAUUUUGCCUAUGGCGACCCAGCUCCGCCUUCGUACAUCCGGGGCUCAAGAACAGGUCCAAGCUGGAAGCUGCGGACAGGGAGAGCAGCUGGACUCGGCGGCGCCAUCCUCUCAACAAGAACGAGAAUAA